This is a messenger RNA of Thunnus maccoyii (southern bluefin tuna), 7082 nucleotides long. RefSeq names its product AE binding protein 1b (gene aebp1b). Gene Ontology annotation, biological process: negative regulation of transcription by RNA polymerase II; proteolysis. NCBI's taxonomy places the organism in Eukaryota, Metazoa, Chordata, Actinopteri, Scombriformes, Scombridae. The transcript is spliced from 22 exons. Bases 2835 to 6515 code for a protein of 1226 amino acids. The record is from RefSeq and is a predicted model, not a curated record. Gene Ontology annotation, molecular function: RNA polymerase II transcription regulatory region sequence-specific DNA binding; zinc ion binding; metallocarboxypeptidase activity.
AAUUAAUACUUUUUACUUCACUGCAUUUUGAUACUUUUGUUAUUUUAAGUAAAUUUUAGUACUUACACACUUGUAACUUGUAAUGGAAUAUUUUUACAGUGUGGUUUUGCUACUUUUCCUUAAGUACAGAGAUUUAAGUUUAUUACUACUGAGUCAUUAAAGCGAAACUCUAACUUUUGAAACAUUAACACAUUAUUUUUCUCACUAAUAGAAAAUUAAGCUUAUAAGCAAAUUCAGUAAUAUUUCGUCUGGUAUGAUCAGGAAUAUUGUGAUGAUGCUAUAUUAAGAUAGCUAACGUUAGCUAACUUAAGCUCAGCUAACUUAAGUUAGCUAAUGUUAGCUAACUUAAGAUAGAUAUUUUAAUCUGUAAUUACCAUCACUGAGUCAGUUUGCUGAAUAUUUGAGAUACUGUUAAAUUAGGUUGUAACAUUUACCGUUAUCAUGUUAUUUACCAUAUACUUGUUGGUACAAAUGGCAGUUAACUGCUGUUUCGUGUGUCUCAGUGAGUAGUGCAAUAUCCCAGUGCAAUAACAGGACCCUGAAACUGAAGCAGCUACAUUACAUUUUGUUAUUGCAAUGCUUUUCUUAAUGUGAGAUGUGUAGAGUACAAUAAUUGCCUCUAAAGUGCAGUGACGUAGUAGUUGAAGUGGGCUAGUUGAGUAAAUAUAAUUAGUUAUGUUCCACUACUGUUUAUAUGUAAUGUCAGACUCCAGCUUAGAAACAUUCUUCCCUUCAUUACUAGAUAAGAGACAUUUCUUAUCAGAAACUGGCUCUUCUAGCGUUCUGUUAAUCUCCGUCUUAUGAGUAAAUAAUUGAAGUGAUUCACAUAAUGUUUUCCAGUGCUCUCAUUUGUUCUUUAUGACUAAAGGCAUUGCUUGUUCAGAUUUCUUCUGCAUUGUGAAAUAGCGUUGGUGGAGGAAGAACAAGAAAAAAACUUUUUUCCAGCUUGUUCCCUUGUGUGUGUGUGUGUGUGUGUGUGUGUGUCUGUAUCCUUGCCAGUUGGAAAGGCCUCUGCUUGACCUUACUGUAGUCUGAAUUAUCUCUUGCAUUCUUCACAGUCCAAACUGUAUUGCAACACACAAUCAUAUUCCCCACAGAUAUGAUCACAUGUCGCAAUACAAUUUUCUUAAAAUCACAUCUUCAAUGGCUUCAUGUCCACUGUUCUCACAGUCUGAGAUAGUAUAAAGUGAAGUAUUUUAGUAGGUGUGUGCGUGCAUGCACUUGGGCGUUUGUGCCUCUCUCUCUCUGUCUUGUCUGAAAACUUGCUCAGAUUGAACCCAUUCAGAGGAAAGCAUACUUAUGACACUGUAUUAAAGAGUAAGCAGAGUCAAUAGGUCUUCAGUCAGCUGUACAGUGUUUUGAUUUCACCACUUUAUUCUAACAUCAGGAAUUUCUGGUUAAUAAACUUCCUCUCAUGGAAGAGUGCAGGUGAUGACGGAGUUUUAUGAAAACUGGGGCAAAACCUCAGGAUGAGGUCAUUGCGUUUUGCAGGGUAAACUUUUUCCUCAGAUAGAUUUUGCACUCUAGGUUAACUUUCUUCUUCCUUAUUUUAAUGCUGAGAGAGUUUUCUAGAAAAGGUUGUAAUUUCUGUCUAUUAGAGCUACAUUUUAGGCCCAACACGGAUAUUCCUCACUGAGUAUAAACAGCUCUGGAUGAUCACAGAGCAUUAGAAAGUGUACCUUGACUAAACUGGAAGUAAAAUAUACUGCAACAUUAAGCAAUUGACAGUGAACAGAGGAGGAGGUGAAGGAGGAUGGUGGGGAGAGGCAAAGAAAACACCAAAUCUUUAAAAAGGUUAUAAUUCUGUCAUCUGCUCAAACAAUUCUCCCCAAUCUGUGUGAGCUCCUCUGUGGCCCCCUUGCCUGCCAUAACUUCUUCUCCAGAAAGGAGAGAGCGAGCUUAGGAACACACCGAGGAAAGAAUGACAGAGGCGAGAUGGAAAGCAAAGAUCCAUUCCCAAUCAAAACAAGUCCCGGACUGAAAAAGAAUUUAUGUUCAACUCCUACUUGUUUUCAUUUUGUUUGAAUUCCUCCCCUCUCUCUCUCUGAUGAUUAGUGGUGUUUGGUUUUGUUAACGCACACAUACAGACACACACACACACACACAAUCCCUAUCCUCCCCCCUUUUGCCCCUUCCUCGUCCACCUCCUUUUCCUCCUCCUCUUCUGGAAUUCAAUGUCCUCGGAGUCACUCCUCUCUCCUGCUGUUCUGCUCUGUGGUGAGUCUGCAGGGUAAACGCUUUCCGCCGAGGAAUUCGACAGGAGCUGCAGACGAAAAGGAGCUGUCUCCGGCUUCUUUCUCUAACCAGGAGGUGCAAACGCUGCAGUCUUAGGCCUCACCUGCCCUCCCUCCUCCUCCUCCUCCUCCUCCUCCUCCCCCAUCUCCUGUCUGAGCCCUGCACCUGUUCUGACUCGUCCACCAGGUGAAGGGGAUCCUCUGGCCACGCUGUUUUUUCAGCUGACCGUAGCUGCAGGGCAAUUAGGCACCCAGUCUUUUCAUUUGAGUGGAUUGCUGCUUUGCUGUGUAUCUCCCUCUGUCGCUCUCUAACCCACCUCCCUUCCCUCCCCGUCUAUCCCUACCCCCCUCCCACUCCAUCUCUGUCUAGCCCAGGCUUCGGGUGUGUGUGGAGCUGCAGAAGUCUCCCUGCUGGAGUAAAAGUGUGGAUCACAUGGAAAGGACACAGGGGAAGAAAGGGUGAUACAUAAUUCUUCUGGUGGAUACACGCCACACGUCGAAACAGGAUUGAGCACUGGACGGGGUGUGAUAAAAACUCCAGAGGAAAAAAACAAAAAACAGAGCAAACCAAAGGAUUCUGCAGUUGGAAGAGCAGAAGAUAUGAAAAGCCAGACUGUGGUUAUGUCUGUGGGUCUGCUGGGCUUGUGCUGCCUGCUGCUGAUCCCCACAGGAGGGGAGAGUGCUGGGGGGAUCGUUUCUCUCCGGCAGAGUGAAGGAGAGAGACAGGCGGGGGAUCUGCUACGAGAUGAGUCCCUGGAUGACCCAGAAAGUGAGCAGGGACUUGUAGUGGACCCACACCCACUGGGAAGCAGCAGCAAGGCCAAAAGAGACACAGAGAAGGCUGCACAGGCAGGUAUUUUGGGCAGAGUGAGGAGAGCACCAGAUGAAGGCAAAAAGAAGAAGAAAGACAAGAAGAAGAACAAAGAGCCUAAGGACCCCAAUGCCACCAAAAAGCCCAAAACUGACAAGAAGGGAAAGAAGAAGGACAAGAAGACAACCACCACCCUUCCACCCAUCACAACAGCGAUCCCAACUGAACCACCCACAGAACCUGAACCAUACACAGACUACCCCUACCCAGACGUUGACGACGAUUACUGGAAGGGGGAUGAUGACUACUGGGACGCUGAGCCUACACCAUCCAGUCCUCAGCCUGAGACUCCGAUCACAGAUCUCCCGUACGACUACUGGAGGCCGGAGGAGGAGGACACUGCUGCUGUAACAGAUGUGUAUGAUGACUACUGGAAACCAGAUGAGAAAGAGCCUGAUGCUCCAGUGACUGAUAUCUACGAUGACUACUGGAAGCCAGAUGAGAAAGAGCCAUACGCCCCCGUGACUGAUAACUAUGACAGCUACUGGAAAGAGGAGGACCCGACGCCCCCUACCCCUGAGGUGGAUGGGAAGGCUGGGACAGAUGACAAGGAUUACUGGGAUGCCACAUAUGAGGUGCCAGAUAACCUUCCAUUCCCUGAUGGUGAAGAAAUAAAAGUAGAAACUCUACCAGAGGAGCCCACAAUCUCUUCUCCCUAUGAGGGGACAUGGUAUGAUGAUUACGACGAGUACGGAAUGAGGAGGAAAGAGGACGAGACGGAUGAAAAAUGGAUGGAGAGAGAGAGGGAGAGAGCAGCAAAAGAGAGAGAGAGGGAGGAGAAAGAGAGAGCACAGAAACUGAAGGAGGCGGAGGAUCGGGCCAGGAACAGACCACGUGUCUUCAAAGAGCCAAAGAAGUGUCCUCCCUUGGGGAUGGAGUCCCAUAAGAUCGAGCCAGACCAGCUUACUGCCUCCUCUAUAGCUCAGUAUAAUUUUGCACCUCAGAGGGCACGCCUCAACAUGCAGGCCUCUGAAGAUGAGGACAACAUGAGAGGUGGAGCGUGGUGCGCAAACGCAGAGGACAGAACCCACUGGUUUGAGAUUGAUGCGCGCAGGGCAACGGAGUUCACUGGGGUUGUCACCCAGGGACGAGACGCCUUGAACGCGAGCGACUACGUGACAUCCUACUUCCUGGCUUUCAGCAAUGACAGUAGAGAGUGGACCACCAUCCACGAUGGAUACGCUGACUGGUUGUUCUUUGGAAACAGUGAUAAGGACACUCCAGUGAUGAACCAGCUGGCAACGCCUGUGGUGGCCCGCUACAUCCGAAUCGUCCCUCAGAGCUGGAACGGCACGCUGUGUAUGAGGCUGGAGGUGCUAGGCUGCCCCCUGCCUGAUCCAGCUAAUGUUCAGUACAGGCAAAAUGAAGUGACUCCAGUGGACUACUUGGAGUUCAAACAUCACAGCUACUCAGAAAUGGUUGCGCUAAUGAAGUCAGUGAAUGACGAGUGUCCCAACAUCACCAGCAUCUACAGCCUGGGCCGCAGCUCCAAGGGACUGGACAUCAUGGCCAUGGUCAUCUCUGGUAACCCCACAGAGCACGAAAUAGGUGAGCCGGAAUUCCGCUUCACGGCAGGUCUCCAUGGAAAUGAGGCGGUGGGCCGCGAGAUGAUCCUGCUUCUCAUGCAAUACCUGUGCAAAGAGUACAAAGACAGAAACCCCAGAGCCCAGCGUUUGGUGGAACAAAUACGCAUCCACUUGGUGCCUUCGCUCAACCCUGAUGGACAUGAAGAAGCAUUUGAAGCGGGAUCAGAGCUGAGUGGAUGGACCACCGGCCACUUCACCGACAACGGUUUUGAUAUCUUCCAGAACUUCCCUGAUCUGAACAGCAUCCUGUGGGACGCAGAAGACAAGGGCAUGGUGCCCAAACUAACCCCUAACCAUCAUGUACCCAUACCAGAGAACUUCGAGUCCAAAAGCUCAAUUGCUGUGGAAACCAGGGCCAUAAUCUCCUGGAUGGAAAGCCAUCCAUUUGUGUUGGGUGCAAACUUCCAGGGCGGCGAGAGAGUUGUGGCCUACCCUUAUGACAGUUUACGUCUCAACAAGCCUGCCGAGAGCCAGAGGCCCCACGGCCGCAAGAAGAGACAGUAUGAAGAAGAGGGCUUUGACGCGACAGAGUGGGGAAGGGGCUACCGCGAGGAGCCAGAGGAAGACUGGAGAGGGAGGGGAUAUGGAGAACCCGAGGAGGAGUGGAGGGGCCACGGCUAUGACCAUGGCUAUGACCAUGGCUACGACCGAGGCUACGACCGCGGCUAUGACCGAAACUAUGACCGAAGCUAUGACCGCGGCUAUGACCACGGUUAUGGCCAUGGCAAUGACCACGGUUAUGGCCAUGGCAAUGACCACGGUUACGGCCAUGGCAACGAGCACGGUUACGAACAGGGUUACGGCCACAGAGAGGAGGAGGAGGAUGACAGAGGAAGAGGUGCCGGCCACCACUAUGCUGAGCCUGAGGAUGAGCCACGGGCGAUUGCAGAUGAGUCCCUCUUCAGGUGGCUGGCUGUCUCCUAUGCCUCCACACACCUGACCAUGACACACAACUAUCACGGCUCCUGCCACGGAGACACUGCAGCAGGCGGGCACGGCAUCGUCAACCGCGCCAAGUGGAAGCCGGUCACAGGAAGUAUGAAUGAUUUCAGCUACCUGCACACCAACUGUUUUGAGUUGUCCAUAUUCCUGGGCUGUGAUAAGUUCCCUCAUCAGAGUGAGCUGGCAUACGAGUGGGAGAAGAACAGAGAAGCAAUGCUCAUCUUCAUGGAGCAGGUACAUCGUGGCAUCAGAGGCAUUGUGAAGGAUCAGCAGGGGAACCCCAUUGCAAACGCCACUAUAGCUGUAGAGGGGGUAAACCAUGACGUCACCACAGCUUCAACAGGGGACUACUGGCGGCUGCUGAAUCCAGGGGAGUACCGUGUGACGGCGCGAGCUGAGGGCUUCUCCCCUGUGACCAAGCUCUGUGUGGUGGGUUACCAGUCAGGAGCGACUGCCUGCAGCUUCAACCUGGCCAAAUCCAACUGGGACCGCAUUAAACAGAUCAUGGCCCUCCACGGCAACAAGCCGAUUCGCCUGGUCGGCCAUGGCAACACCAGAGUACAAUACCCCGUGGUUAUUAACAGCAACAGACGUGUGGUUAAUGGCAACAAUGGGUAUUCAGAGAAUUCACGACUCAGCAGUGACCGGCAGAGGAGGCUCAGAAUAGCUCGUCUCCGCCGCCUUCGGCAACAGAAAUUACUGAGGUUAAGAUCGACGACAACGUUACCCCCAACGACAACAACCACGAUUCCCACAACACCAGAGACCACCACGUCCUGGUACGACUCAUGGCCCAUAGACGAGGGAGAGACCUCGACACCUGGCGAGUUCACAGACUCCAUCCAGGAUUAUAACUAUGAGUUUAAAAUCGAUGACUAUUAAACCGAACACACACGGCCUGUUUCUGUAAACACGCAUCCAUCCUGUCCUACUUGUAGUUGUCAUCUCAUUGCCAUGUUUUCCUUUGAGCAGGUUGAAAAAGAAUCAAGAGGAAUCUUGUCUUUGUAUGACAUAGAAGCAGUGGGAAUGUUCAGAGUCAGCUCCUAAACUUUAACUAUAUUAACUGUAAAGUGUAUCUAUUUCUUAACACUUGAAGAAACACCUUUUCACAGGACCUUUUAAUUAAUGGUUUCAUUUCAGUUCAACAGUUCACACUGCAUUUUUCUGACUCGUUAUUCAGUCUUUUUUAAAGAGAUGUUUAUUGUGGAUAAAAAAAAAAAUCAUGACCUUUCUUUUUUUUUUUUUUACUUUGCCAGAGUUGAAUUAUUUACAAUCUUCAUCCAUGACAGAAAUAUUUUUUACAGUAUGAACCGUCACGAAAGGUUUAAAGAGCAUUUGUUCAAAGUUGGUAACAGAGUCAGAAGGGAAAAGGAAGUCUUCUGUAAUGUUUCCUCAGACACAGCUGGGGUAUGAGAGUUAUUUUUCAAAUAAAGGCUUGUUAAUAUACAA